UCUGUUGCGAUCUCUUUCUGCAAGACUUACGGGAUGGGGGCGAGUCUCUUAAACCGCGAUCUGAAAUUACUCGUGCGUUCUACUCCUCACGAACCUUCUCGUAGAAACUUCGCCAUCGCCUUCGACGAAACUCGAACAGAGUAAAAUGGCAGCCGGACCCCCGAACGUUUCCAUCUUCUUUGCCUCAAACAUUUCCACUCGGAGGAGUCAAGGCCGAGACUUGUUGCUUAAAAAACUAGCUCGACGGUGCAAGAGCAAAUAACCCGAGAGGGUAAUCCAACGUGGUAGGUGCUCUGUUUUGCGGGCGGGGAUGAAGAUGAUGUCUCGAGAUCCAUGCGCGACUCCAUUUGGCAACAGCGCAUCGGGAUUCUGACCAUGUCGCAUUUACCGUCGGAGGAAGACGAGUUCUACUGCGGGGCAUUCGUUCCUGCAUGUCCCGCGACAUUUGUCAAUGGCGGAACGGAGAGCUAUGGCCAUCUGUACGGUCGUGCAGGUCCCUCACCUACCGCGGUAAUGUCAUCUCAACGGCGGAGCAAGGAGCGUGGCACCGGAGUUCGGACACGGCCCUGCUUAUAUAUAGGACUGUAGAAUGGACUCAAAUGGCAGACACGGGGAGAGAGAGAGAGAUUUAUGCCGUGGUGAUCGGGAAAUCUCGCAGAAACGCGGCUGUUGAAGGUUUGCCAGGAGUUCUAGUGCCGUGGUCUUUUGCCUGGCACUGAGCUCUCUGGGUCGGCGACCUUCACAUGCCCCUAGUUCUUUUCGCAGAGUCAUGACUCGAGACGGGAUGGAAGAGGCGGCCCGCUAACGCAUAUGUGUUCUUCUGUUUUCAGUAUCUCGCUGCGAGUCAAGUCUGUGCAGUGCCAAGUUAAUUAAGGGCAGUUGCUCUUCAUUGGCUUCUACAUUCUUGGGAGGAAAUGAAUCUUAGUCAGUGUUCACGGCGUUCGGACAUCACACUGCCCUUUGUUGAGGGUCUACAUCACGUGAAUGUGAAACCUAAACCAGCUUUGAUGGUUAGUAGAUCCACGAGGAGAACUAGAUCUUGUUGUGGAAGCAAGAACAUGAUAACAUGUAGCCAUUUGAUGCCUGGGCACCUAGAAGGAUCUUUUGUGGGGAAGAAGCAGGUGGAGGAGCGUCCUGAGAAGCUGGACUUUGUGAGGACAUUGUUGAUUGACAACUACGAUAGUUACACAUACAACAUCUACCAGGAGUUAUCAGUUAUCAAUGGGGUGCCUCCUGUUGUGAUUAGGAAUGAUAGUUGGACGUGGAAGGACAUAUAUCACCAUUUGUAUGAAGAAAAUGCGUUCGAUAAUAUAGUUAUAUCACCUGGACCUGGUUCUCCAACAUGCCCUGCAGAUGUAGGAAUAUGUCUUCAGCUGUUGCUUGAGUGCAAGGACAUACCAAUUUUGGGUGUUUGCCUCGGACACCAGGCUUUGGGUUAUGUACAUGGCGCAAAAGUUGUACAUGCAUCUCAACCAGUCCAUGGUCGCUUGAGUGAGAUUGAGCAUAGUGGUAGCAGGCUAUUUCAUGACAUUCCUUCUGGUAGAAACUCGGGAUUUAAGGUGGUUCGGUAUCAUUCUCUUGUUUUAGAUGCACAAACACUUCCUGAAGAACUCAUCCCUAUAGCAUGGACCACUUCUAGUGAUGCCAUUUCCUUUUCUGAGGACAAUGUUGUUUCUCCAGAUGCCUAUGCUAAAAGUAGGGAAGGAUACUCAACUUUAUUUUCAGAAAAGAGAAACGAAAACUCCUGGCCUUUUAGCAAUUCUGAAGACAUACGAAGCAGAAAAGUCCUUAUGGGCAUCAUGCAUUCUACUUGGCCUCAUUAUGGUGUGCAGUUUCAUCCGGAGAGUGUUGCGACUUGUCAUGGGAGACAGAUUUUCAAGAACUUUAGGCGAAUAACUGAAGACUACUGGCUGAGAUCAAACUCCUCUUUCUUCAGAAGGAGAUAUGCUCAUUUUACUGCGCGAAUCCAGGUGCCCCGUGCUAAUCAUAUGUCAGGACAAGUUCAUCUAACAAAUACUCCCUCAGUGGAGAUUAAUGGCAAUCACUUGCUUCAAGAGGUUACUAGAAGCAGAAGAAUAUCGUAUGAUUUGGACGAGAGGAGCUGCUUUGGUAUGUCAAAUCUGGGAACUUCACCUGCAACCACUGACAUGAAACGACUUAAAUUGACGUGGAGAAGGCUAGAAGGUUCGGCUACUAAACUCGGCGGAGCCAAGAACAUGUUCUGUGAACUUUUUUCUGAUGACAAGGCGGAGAAUACCUUUUGGUUGGAUAGUUCGUCAAUUGAGAAGGGAAGAGCUAGAUUUUCUUUUAUGGGUGGGAAAGGAGGACCUCUUUGGAAGCAACUGACAUUUAGAUUGACCGAGAGAAGUGAUACAACUCAUUGUGGAGGUUAUCUAUCAGUUGAAGAUGCUCAUGGCCAUGCUAGUAGCACAUACUUGGAAAAAGGUUUCCUUGAUUUCUUGAACAAGGAGCUUCUAUCAUUUCAUUGUGAAGAAAAAGAUUUUGAAGGGUUACCGUUUGAGUUUUACGGAGGAUUUGUCGGGUACAUAGGGUAUAACCUCAAAGUAGAAUGUGGUGCAGCAACUAAUCGUCACAAGUCAACAGCUCCAGAUGCUUGUUUUCUGUUUGCUGAUAAUAUUGUAGUGGUUGAUCAUCUGAAUGACGAUGUUUAUUUGAUGUCAAUACAUGACCGUGACACACCUGCCACAACAUGGCUGGAUAAUACAGAAGAAAAGCUUCUUACUUUAAGAACAGCUCCUACAGGUGAACCGAAGAACAAAAAUACAGUGUCCACGACAAUUUCCCCCCAUGAAGCAGGCUUUUGUGCUGAGAAAUCCAAAGAGCAGUACAUGGAAGAUGUCAGGAAGUGCUUGAAGUAUAUAAAAGAUGGAGAAAGCUAUGAGUUAUGUUUUACGAACCAAAUAAGGAAAAAAGUUGAGGAGAUGGAUCCUCUGAAACUGUAUCUUCACCUUAGAGAAAGCAAUCCGGCACCAUAUGCUGCUUGGCUUAAUUUUGCAAAGGAGAAUCUCCACAUCUGCUGCUCUUCGCCUGAGAGAUUUCUGCGGUUGGAUAGGUACGGUAUAUUGGAGGCAAAGCCCAUAAAGGGUACCAUAGCUCGGGGAGUGACAAAAGAGGAAGAUGAACAGCGCAAAUUGCAACUGCAGUACAGUGAAAAGGAUCAAGCAGAGAAUCUGAUGAUUGUCGAUCUUCUCAGAAAUGACCUUGGUCGGGUUUGUGAGCCUGGUUCUGUUUUUGUACCUCAUCUCAUGGAUGUUGAGUCAUAUGCCACAGUCCAUACCAUGGUGAGUACGAUAUGUGGAAAGAAGCGGAGCGAUGUUAGUGCAGUUGACUGUGUUAGAGCUGCAUUUCCAGGUGGUUCGAUGACAGGAGCGCCUAAACUGAGAUCUAUGGAACUUCUUGAUUCUCUGGAGAGCUGCUCUAGAGGUAUCUAUUCGGGAUCCAUUGGGUUUUUCUCUAUCAAUCAGACGUUUGACCUGAACAUCGUCAUAAGAACAGUCGUGAUACAUGAUAAUGAAGCUUCGAUUGGGGCGGGCGGGGCCAUUGUCGCCCUAUCGAACCCUGAAGACGAGUACGACGAAAUGAAUUUGAAGACCCGUGCACCGGUGAAGGCGGUGAUGGAUAUUCAGAAUGCUGAGAAUUUGGACCCUGCUGAGUCUCGUCCCCUCGGCAAGUCAAAGGAAAGCAUGUCCAUGACGGCAGAAAAGGAAGCACUUUCUUGAAGAACGGCGACGAACGGUUCUACGUUUACUGAAUGUGUUUAGUUGAAAUGUUCAUUUGAACUCGACUUGCCAGGAGUUUAAA
Eucalyptus grandis is the source of this 3822-nucleotide messenger RNA. Its product is annotated as aminodeoxychorismate synthase, chloroplastic. Bases 915 to 3740 code for a protein of 941 amino acids. The record is from RefSeq and is a predicted model, not a curated record. The transcript has 16 exons. Lineage: Eukaryota; Viridiplantae; Streptophyta; Magnoliopsida; Myrtales; Myrtaceae. Gene Ontology annotation, biological process: L-tryptophan biosynthetic process; folic acid-containing compound biosynthetic process.